AUGACUAACCAAGCAUUUUCAAUUUUAUCUGCUUUUAGUGUAAUACUAUUAAGCCUAUCAGUAUCAUCUGUAUCGGCGGAGUGCACAAUCCCAGUAGUUUUAAGAAAUACUUGGUUUUCUUUUGAAAAUGGCAAGCAAACUAUUACCGAUAUUAAUGCCAGUGAAAUGACUGAUAGAGGAACAUGUGUCGACAUAAAGGCAGACUACCAUGUCAAUUACACAAUGGUAUUCCGAUCGAAGGAUUGCCACCACUGUGUAAAAUUAAUUGUUAGAACAGUAAAUGUAUUAGAGAAAAUUGAAAGUACUUGUUUGAGUCUUAAAGCUGGAGAUGAAGCAAAUGUUGAAACAGUGUGCAGAGGCCUUAAAAAUGACCAACACCUUAUUACAUUGUUUUCUGAGAAUUCUGUUCCAGUCAAUUGCAGAUCAUCACUAGAAGGUGUGUGGCAGUUUGCAUAUCAGAACCGUUUUAGAUUCACAGGUGAAUGUAAUCAUCCAGAUGCCCAAAUUAAAUCCUGCCAAACUGCAGGCACACAAUUCUUGAUAACUAAUCAGAAGUUUAAUAUAACCUAUAGGAAAUGUUCUGGAAUGUCUGGUACAUUUGAUGGUGUUGUAGAAUAUAGUUGUCUAGGUCAUUGGUUUGUUGACAAAAAUCAUUUUUUUGCUGUGGCAAACACAAAAGAAUCUCGUAAAGAUGAAAAAUACCGCUGUUUUUUAAAGAACAGAGAUGAUGAUCUUUAUAUUGGUGCUUCAAUGACCCCAGAGUGUUCUUCUUUGAAAACUGUUGAGAAAUCACCAGAGAGAUAUAGAAUUACUCCUGUUAAAGCAGAAGUUGUUGAACCAGGCUGUCGUUUACCACAAAAUUUCUCUGGAGAUUGGAUUAACACUGCUAAUAUUGAUGCAGAUGUAUUUAUUAAUGAAACACAUAUAAUAGAAACAUAUUAUCCAGAUGAGGGUCGAUUUAGGCGAACUAUUUAUGUUUGCAGAGAACAGCGUGAUAGUAGAGUUAUGAUGGCUAGACUUACGGUGGACGGUUGUCAGAAAGAUUAUGUCUGCUUCGAUUUUGUUCCACAACAUCACAACGUUAUAAGAUACCGGAAAGGGCUUGCUAUGAUACAAAGUAAUUUCCACACAGUAUGCUCAUGGGUACAAUUUAAAAAUAAACAAAAAUGGCGUUAUGAUAUAUUCCUUAAGAAAGACCCUUCACCCAUUCGAUGCCCUGUCGCUGGGAAAUUUAAUUUUACACAAAAAGGAGAUGUGAAAUUUGAAACGAGAAUAUUGGGCGGUGUCACUUUAAGUCCAAGGCCAAAUUUGUAUUGCAAAUUGAACAUAAGUGAUUUCUCAGUAUGUGAUGUAGACCAAAAAACUAUACAAAUCAAAGAAAAUUACUGUCUGUCUGUGGAUCACUUGGGUAGGCCUGUGGAUAUUUAUAGUGAUCCAGAUUAUAAAAUGAAAUGUAUUGGGUACUGGAAAGAGAAUCUCAAAUCAUAUCUUAUCACAUAUGAUGAGUUGGAUCCCUUCUCUAAGUACAGAUGCUGGGUGUAUCAAAGAGCUGAUUUGAAUAGAGUUCUUAUGUCGCAAGCAUUAGGACCAUAUUGCGAUUUAAAACAAGAUGUUACUUCAUGGAACUAUACUGAAGGCGCCGCAGUCGCCGUGGAAAUGGAGGAAUACGAACGAGAGAGGGAUCAAUGUCCCAUGCAUUUUGAUGAUGGCAGCGAUCCCUGGUCGACUAAAGAAAACUAUAUUAAGGUGUUCUCAUUUAGUUACUCAUUUUGGAGAAGUAAUAGUGCCUACACUUUAGAAAUAUGCACACCAGUUCUAGUGUUAAGUCUAAUCCAGUUAUUGAUA
Molecule: messenger RNA, 1845 nt
Organism: Brenthis ino (lesser marbled fritillary)
Lineage: Eukaryota; Metazoa; Arthropoda; Insecta; Lepidoptera; Nymphalidae
Source: the annotation of a GenBank genome assembly